AUGUCCGGAAGAGGAAAAGGAGGAAAAGCUAAGACCGGUGGAAAGGCCAAGUCUCGCUCGUCAAGAGCCGGACUUCAAUUCCCAGUCGGUCGUCUUCAUCGUAUUCUCCGUAAAGGAAACUACGCUCAACGCGUCGGAGCUGGAGCCCCAGUCUACUUGGCCGCCGAUCUUGAAUACCUCGCUGCUGAAGCUCUCGAAUUGGCUGGAAACGCUGCCCGUGACAAUAAGAAGACCCGUAUCGCCCCAAGACAUCUUCAACUCGCUGUUCGUAACGACGAAGAGCUCAACAAGCUCUUGGCUGGAGUGACCAUCGCACAGGGAGGAGUUCUUCCAAACAUCCAAGCUGUCCUUCUGCCAAAGAAGACUGGAGGAGACAAGGAAUAA
Caenorhabditis briggsae is the source of this 384-nucleotide messenger RNA. The transcript has a single exon. Bases 1 to 384 code for a protein of 127 amino acids. The record is from RefSeq and is a predicted model, not a curated record. Gene Ontology annotation, cellular component: nucleosome. NCBI's taxonomy places the organism in Eukaryota, Metazoa, Nematoda, Chromadorea, Rhabditida, Rhabditidae. Gene Ontology annotation, molecular function: DNA binding; protein heterodimerization activity; structural constituent of chromatin.